This is a messenger RNA of Pieris brassicae (large cabbage white), 1145 nucleotides long. RefSeq lists its product as uncharacterized. The coding region runs from base 187 to 897 and encodes 236 amino acids. Lineage: Eukaryota; Metazoa; Arthropoda; Insecta; Lepidoptera; Pieridae. The transcript is spliced from 3 exons. The record is from RefSeq and is a predicted model, not a curated record.
GUGGAAAAGAUUAAAUAAUUUACAAACAAACUAUCUGCAAAAUAUAAGUUCCGUUCUUUUUAAAUAUGUAUUAAUACAUAUGAAUUUAUAUGAAAAUAAUUGCACAAUUGUAGUCGUAAAGAUCGAUUUACUUAUGGCCUAUGUUCCAGCGCAAGAAGAAUUGGAAAAGUUUUAAUAACAAAAAAAAUGGAGUAUGUUCUGUCUUCCGAAGAAAGUUCCGAUACUGAUAUCAAGAGUUUGCGAACACAAUUGACCGAAUAUGGUUUAAAUGAAGAUAACUUGAGUAAAGAAGAGAUGACCGAUUUACUUAAAGUUUUAAAAUUUUCUAAAUCUGCUGCUCAAGAUGAAGACCGGCAGAAGAAGGAAGAUAUUGUUUGCAAUGCAUCACCAAAAGUAAAAAUGAGAAGGCGUUAUUUAAAUGUCAGAGAUAGGCGUUUACCUUGGAGUCUUUUUCCAAAUUCAACAUCUGCAGCUGAACGAGCCCGGCUUCUGGUUGUAUAUUUUAAAAUUAUGUCCUUAAAUAAAUAUAGACAAGCUAGACAGUCAGUAAAUCUUGCAGCAUGGCCCCCUCCACUACAAAUUCUUGAAGAAACUACCAGAAUACAACCACAAAGGUCAACACGAAGUGGCCGAUCUGUUCCAGUCUAUGCAGGGUUUGAUGAUGAUUCCUCUGAUGUAGAUUUCGUUAUAACCAAGUCAAAAAAGAGGAAGGUAUCAAGUAGUGAUCAUAGUGAUAUUAAUACAAAUAAAGGACUUGGUUUAAAGAGAAAGUCUGGCAAGGAUGACAAUUCAAAAACCACAAAAGAAGCAAAAAUAGUUACAAAUAAUAAAAAUGAUUCUGAAAAUCAGAGAGCAAAGGAGUGUAUUAUUAUUGAAGAUUGUAAUACAUAUGCAUAAUUUUUUUAAUAUGUAGCAUAGUUUUUUGUUUAAUAUGCAUACAAAUAAUAACAUUUUAUAAACAGUAAUUGUUAUGUAAUAGUUUCACUAGUUAAAAAAGGCCUUGCAUAUAAUUCUAUAUAUCUCAUUUUUUUUAAUGUAACCAUUCAGCACUAUAACAUUUUCUUUAUUUUUUAUAUCCAUAGUUACCUAAUGUCUCAAAUUCAAUGUUGAAUCCCAUACAAAAUAUAAAUUGUCAGAUAGUUUAA